Molecule: messenger RNA, 2543 nt
Organism: Planococcus citri (citrus mealybug)
Lineage: Eukaryota; Metazoa; Arthropoda; Insecta; Hemiptera; Pseudococcidae
Exons: 8
Coding region: 529-1893 (454 amino acids)
Source: RefSeq, a predicted model, not a curated record
AAAGUAAAAGUAAACGCUUUUGGCUCAAUGAAGCUAGCUUUUGCUGUUCUUGUGUAGGUAUUUGUUAAAACUAGUUCAAGCUAUGCAUGCUUUACCGACUUAGCAGAAAUUAUUUCCGCAUGUAUCUCAAAUGACUUAAAUACAGCGGUGAUACUAUUACAAAACAUCCAUAUUUACUUACCUAACAACAUAAUAUUGAAAAUUUGCUCAAAAUUUCAAUAAGGAGGAGAAAUGAUUCGAGGUGAACUAAUUGAAUGUUAUGAAAAUUGCCCAAUGAUAGAGAUACUUUUUGAAAUAUUGAUAAAAUCUAAUUCAAUUUAAUUUUCAAAAUGAUUAUACCUACGUUGAUGAUGGUAAUGCUACGAAACAUGAAUGUAAAUGUUUAGUCAUACAAACUUCAAUGUGUGAAUCAAUCAGCUUCAAUGGAAAUUAUUUUGAAAAUGCGUUCAUAUUCGACAUAAAUACCUACUAAGUAAUUAAAUGUUACGAAACUUCAUCAUAAAUUGGUUUUGUUGAAAAUUUUCAAAGAUGUAUUCAUUAGCGUCGUCCGUAAUAUUAUGUUUAACAUUGUACUGUUUUCAUAUUCACAUAUCGAAGGCACAGCCAGAAAGUAAUUUGUAUCAUAACAAAAAAUAUCAAGCUGUUCUUUUCAAUCUAACCAGAAAUAAUAGCGGUUCAGGAUGUCCAGCUACCACCCCACGACAGAAAAAAUUCAACGAAGAGGUUUCAAUCACUGGUAGAAGUAUAUUUUUGCAAAUUGUUUAUAGACGUGACGAAACGAAAAAAAAUAUCCUAUUAAAUAUUUGUGAAAAGCCUCCUCAACCUGCUAUGGUUUAUAAUUCCAAACAGGAUACUUAUGAGAUUGGUUACGAGUUUUACUAUGAAGAAGGCAAGAUUCAGUUGGAAGAUGACAAAUAUCAUUUUUAUAACUCAGUAGAAAUUAAACAAUCUAAAUCUCCAGUCGAAUUCGUUUUCAAUCGUCACGAUGGUAAUAACACAAAAUUUAUAUUCGUCGAUGGAUCCACCACAUUGGUUUUCCAUUGGAUACCAGAGUUAUCGAUCAACUCAUCGGGAUAUAACAAACUAAUCAAAUGGGAGAAAGAUAUUGAUAUCGUGAAAACCAAUGUUCAAUCCAAAUGUCAAGAUUACGAAUUAGACGAAUGGGAUAAGAUCAACAUAUUGCAGGUACCAGAAGCAAAACUCCACGACGAUGCAUGCUACAAAGAGUCGACAAACUACGAAGAACAAUCUCAAGGAAUUCUGAAAAAAACACAAAUAAUUCCAGUAUGGUAUUUCGAAACAGAUUCGGGUAGGCUUGCCUCUUGUACAUACAUGAAUGUUAUACUGGUUUGGAAAAGUAUCGCCGAUGGGCAAUUGAAAAAAGUUGACCUUUUCAUCGCUGCAGUGAUUAGUUGUCUGGAAUGUUACGGUCGAUAUGAUCAGAAAGUUACUUUCGGUGUAAACGGUGGGUAUGAACGACGAUUGAAUUCCAAAUUGAACGGUGAACAUCAGCAAUUCCUUAUUCCAAACUUAAUAUUUCGGGUGGUCCAAGGAGCGUGGUAUGAAGAUACGUAUGUCGCUGUGGUUGUAAUUCACAAUAAAGCGGAUUAUGUGGCAGACAGUGAGAGGCUCUGCAGCAACGAUACGAUGAUUUCAGGCUGGGAUACAAUUCAAAAUGAUGACCCAAGAACUGGAUUAACAUACGUGUGCCAGGUAACAGAUAGACUUGAAGAAAAGUUAGGUAUUCGUAGAUGUUUUCGAUACCAUCCAGUAGAGCCAAUAGAGCUGGAUGCAAUUCCUUUCUCUGAGAAUCCUCGAUGGGAUUACACCUAUCCCACACUAGAUUAUGAUGUUAGAAGUGAAGUAAAUGAAGAUUUUGAAAAGUUGUUAUGAAGUUCCGGAUCUGAAAAUCGUCACUACCCAACAUCAUCGACUCAAAUAUCAUCAUUAGCCAAACAACCCAAAUAUGUACCUACUACCUAUCACCAAAAAACCUUCUGAAGGGAGAUCUUUAAUGAAUAUUUGAAAACUGACGACAACUGGACUCUGCAGUAAUUUCAGAAAUUUUGAAAGCUGAAUUUUGAAAAAGAUUCAGACAACUUUUUCAAGUACCUACCUAACAAUUUACUGAAAAUUUGCUCAAAAUUUCAAUUAGAGGGAGAAAUGAUUUGAGGUGAACUAAUUCAAUGUUAUGAAAAUUGCCCAAUGAUAGUGAUACUUUUUUUUAUAUUGAUUAAAUCUAAUUCAAUUUAAUUUUCAAAAUGAUUACUUAUUUACGUUAAUGAUGGCAAUUCUACGAAGCAUGUUAUAUCUUAUUUCCUUCUCUAAUUGUUUUUGCGAUAAUCCGAGUUCAAGAGAUCAUAUUCUUGCAAAAUAAGUAUUCAUAAUACAUAUGUAUUAAAACUCUACUCAACAUUUCAACGAGAGGAUGUAGAUUAUUCGACAUAAAUGCCUACCUACUAAUUAAAUGUUACGAAACUUCAUCAUACAUAGGCCCGCAGAAAUAUAUUUUCAAAAUUUCAAUUAAAUUUUGUUCAUUUUAA